Molecule: messenger RNA, 5936 nt
Organism: Diorhabda carinulata
Lineage: Eukaryota; Metazoa; Arthropoda; Insecta; Coleoptera; Chrysomelidae
Product: tyrosine-protein kinase transmembrane receptor Ror-like
Exons: 19
Coding region: 426-3272 (948 amino acids)
Biological process (GO): multicellular organism development; protein phosphorylation; cell surface receptor protein tyrosine kinase signaling pathway
Cellular component (GO): signaling receptor complex
Molecular function (GO): protein binding; transmembrane receptor protein tyrosine kinase activity; ATP binding
Source: RefSeq, a predicted model, not a curated record
ACAUCGUGGGAAAUCGUCGAAGAAGAGGUUGGGUUCAUUCAUCGCCUCCUCUUUCUGUCAUUCUUAAUCAUGUCAAGCUUUGUGUUUAUGAUUGUGUAAAUAUUUUGUAUAUGUGUAUUUGUGCAUGAAACUAUUGCAUUUUAUCAAUUAAAUAUAGUUAUCAAUUCAACGACAACCUUAAAGUGUAGCAAUUUCGUGAAGUUACCUCGAAACAUGUUAAAUGGACGGUAAUACAAUUAUUUUUUACUCUAAACCGGUACAAGAUGAACUUUUGCUCUAAAAUGUUGUGUAUUUAGAGUGAGGAAAUUAAUUACUUCUCUCGACAAGCUCAGAACAGAAAAGGAUGUUAUAAAGUAGCAUGAGCGUAUAAAAUUUACGAAGACAAUUGCCAUUUAUGAAGUUGUAUCUACAAGUGUUAUUUAACCAUGAACAAAACAGUGUUUGUUCCCGUCUUAGUUGUAUUAUUUUCUUUGGCAUUAAUAUUAUGUCAAGAAUACGAGGACGAUGAGGAUUAUGAGGAUAUAUCUAAUAUAAAUUCUACAUCAAACGGUUCUUUGACUUUUAUCACGAAAUUGUCAAAUGUCACGCGUAAUGUAGGCAAAGCAGCUAAAUUCGUAUGCGAAGUAAAAAACUUGGAUACAAAUCACACCAAUUCUAAAGUAUCAAUUAGCUGGCGACACUUCGUACCCGUGGAAACCAAUGAAAAAUAUAAAAUUGCAAAUAAGCACAAAGAGAAUUUGUAUACUUCAACUUUAAGAAUAUUAAAUUUAGAGUAUUUCGAUAGAGGAUUUAUUGAAUGUAUAGCAAGAAAUGGAAUAGAAAAAAUUAGGUCUGUUAGUUAUUUGGACAUAAAUCAGGAACCAAAUAAAUAUGGUAGUACUGUUAUUAAUUCAUUGAAGACUGAAAACAGCGAUCUAAACAGUUAUGGAGAAAUUACAACAUUUGUACCCAACAGUAUCGCAAAAGAUAGACACAAUGAUUUUUUAACUACAGUAGGUAGCAAAUCUAAAACAUUUUCGGCACCAAUUCAAUUUGAUUUGGAUUCAAGUGGUAAACUACCAGAAAAUGUACCUAAACCUUAUAACAGUUCACAACCACUAUGUCAACUUUACGUUGGGCAAAAAUGCAGGAAACACCUAGCUGGAAAGUUUGUUUUUGUGCAACCACCAUAUUCUCAAAAAGACAUUGAGGAUAAAUUAGAUGCUGCGUUUUUAGUAAUUUCACAAUCGAAUGAUAUAUCACCUAUCUGCAGUAAAUUCGCUGAACCGAGUGUUUGUUUUUCGGCAUUUCCUUUGUGUAUUGACCAUGAACAAAUUGACGAAUACCAUACACAACAUUUCUCAGAACUCAGCAGUUUAACGAGCGACAACAAACAGAAAUUCAAGAAUAUACGCACAAAAUUGACAAAUUCACUUAGAAGAAUAUGCAGAGAUGAAUGUUUAUUAUUGGAAAAUGAACUUUGUAGCAAAGAGUACAGCAUUGCCAAAAGACAUUUAGUUAUAAGUCAAAUUAUGGAAUUAGAAGUUUGUGAGCAACUGCCAACAGAAGUCGACAUCAGUUCUAAACAUUGUCUUACUCUUGGUGUUGGUGAACUUAACGUAGAUAGAGAGGAAGAAUGUUAUUGGGAUACUGGAAAAUUAUACAGAGGAGUUCAAGAUAAAUCAUACACUAGUAAACCCUGCCUUAGAUGGGCACAUCAAUUUCAUAUUCCUACUUCAGAUAAUCCCGAAUUGGCAGGUCACAAUUAUUGUAGGAAUCCAAAAGAAUUAGAAAAAGAACCCUUUUGUUAUAUUGACCAAAAUCAAAGAGAAGUAUGUGGAGUAAAUAAGUGUGUUUAUGUAUUUGGUACAUACAUUGGAGGCUCGAUAGUGGCUCUUAUUGCAGUUGUAGCUGCUUUCGCAUACUGUUAUUGUAAUAGAAAAAACAAACUUACAAGAAAUCUUCAAAACAAGGAUUUACCGCAAGUUAGUAAGAAUAUUUAUGGUAGUCCAGGUCCCAGUGCCCCAAUGGAAAUGAACUCUUUACUACCGCCUCACCUUCCUCCCCAUAGAAGUAAUCACGGAUCUAACAAAAACAGUAUUCAAUCAGUGCCUCACUAUACUUUUAAAGAAGUCAAAUUUUUAGAAGAACUUGGAGAGGGAGCUUUUGGAAAAGUUUAUAAAGGUGAACUUAAAGCGAAGACUGGUAAAAUGUUUGUAGCUGUUAAAUCAUUAAAAGAAAAUGCCAGUGCUAAAACUCAGGCAGAUUUUCAACGAGAAAUUGAAUUGAUAUCAGAAUUGAAGCACCCUAAUAUCAUAUGUCUAUUGGGUGUUGUUGUGAAACAAGAACCAAUGUGUAUGCUAUUUGAAUACAUGUCUGAGGGCGAUUUACAUGAGUUUUUAAUAUCAAACUCUCCCGAAGAAGGGAAAUGCUUAACACACAAUCAAUUCUUAGAUAUAGCAAUUCAAAUAGCACAAGGUAUGGAGUACCUUUCUUCAAAUCAUUAUGUACACAGAGACUUAGCAGCGAGAAAUUGCCUUGUAUCCAAAGAUUUAGUGGUUAAAAUUAGUGAUUUUGGAUUAAGUAGAGAUAUGUACAGUUGUGAUUAUUAUCGUGUACAAUCCAAAUCACUGUUACCCGUUAGGUGGAUGCCACCUGACUCUAUAUUGUAUGGAAAAUUUACUACUGAAAGUGAUGUUUGGUCAUAUGGAGUAGUUUUAUGGGAAAUUUAUAGCUACGGAUUACAACCUUAUUAUGGUUAUAAUAAUCAAGAAGUUAUAAAUAUGAUAAGAUCAAGAAAAUUAUUACCUUGUCCAGACGCUUGCCCUAGUUAUUGUUAUGCUCUUAUGGUAGAGUGUUGGGCAGAACAAGCAAACAGAAGACCAAAUUUUAGCGAAAUUGUACAUAGAUUAAAAAUUUGGCGACAAAGUGGAUCUACAAAUGGAGCAUACUUUAAAACAGCUCCUACACCACAGAAGUAUAGUCAAAGUUUGAAAUCGAAUCAUACGUCUGAUUCUCAAUCUGGAUGUCCUGGAGAUAUUCAGAUGUCUUUUACCUGGGAAAGGGAUCGGCACAAACCUACAUCGAGUAGGUUAAAUGAUAGUCAAAGCAGUUUAACGUCACGGUCUUCAAGUUUGGGCAACACAACACAAAGUACAGUAAUAAGCAACGAAACUCAUAAAGAAAAACGUCCAAAGAAGAGUAUUGAUUCUUUAGAUAGGCUAAAUCCCAAAAAUACAGUUGUAAGCAGUAGCGGUAAUGGUGACGGAGUUGAAACUAAAAUUACGUUGUAAAUAUUUAAAAUUAUUAUUAAUACAUACCAUUAUUGAAUUUAAAAAAUAUCCAUUAUUACAUUUUGUCCAAGUAACUAAUUUUAUAAAGAACCAACAAAAAUCAUGAAUCUCUAUAGUAUUUAUUAUUCAAAAGCAAUACGCGAAUUAUUACCUUAUCUUUUUAUGUUUUAAUUUUUGAAGUAGUCCGGAUUUUCUAGAUGCAACUCGUUUAGGUAAAAAAUCGUUCACUAGUAACAAUAUACAAAUAAUGAAUAUGGAAAUGUUUUCAUGUAUUUUCACCAGCGUCAGAUUAAGGAGCUAGCGGGGCGGAAGCCCCAGGCCCCGAGUUAGUGGGGGCCCCACAAAACUACUAAUUUGAUCAUUUAUUUCAACAGCAAUAUUGGAUCUACAGCAAAAUUUUAUAUCAUUUAUGAAAUAAGAUUUGAAUUUAUUUUUACUUUUAAUUUAUAUUCAAUUUGAAACUAAUAUUACAUUUAAAAAAGUUAGAGCUGAUUUGGAUUUCCUUAAGUGGGCCUCCGUUCAAUUCUUGCCCCAGGCCCCACUACUUUUUAAUUCAACGCUGAUUUUCACUGUUUUCUGUUCACUUUGUUUAUUUUUGUUUUGGUUCUCUAAGAACAUUGAAUACAUUCAGUCACUCUUUAACAUCGCCAAAAAUUGUAUACAACAAUUUAUUUCAAAUCAUAUGUUUUUUAUCUACUUUUAUAAAAGUAUGUAUAUUAAUGUGUCAUUGUUAUUCAUUGAUUCAAUCUAAAUAUAUGUUAUCUAUUUAAACUUCAUGUGUAAUUGUUGGAUUUGUUUAAGUUAUUGGGAUUUAUACCAAAGAAGUCAAUAUAUAUUUUGCAAUGUAUGUAGCUAAUAAGCAGGAUACAAUAUCACACUAUAUUUUUAAAUUCAAUUUCUUACAGUUUUUCAGAGGAAGUGUCAAUUAAAAAAGAAUCAUAGGAGGGAUGCAUCCGUAAUUCAUGAGUUUGCCUUCCCUAAUCAUUAAAAUUAGUGAGAUGAUUAGUUUGAUAGUCCUUGCACAUAUGACGAUCUGUGUCGACGUGAAUAUCUUAAACUACUGGUAGUAUUUUUCUGGAAAUUUGUGUAUAAACAUUACCCGGGACUCUUUUGAGUUCAAAUAUCACCGUCACAACUUCUUUUUAUACAAGAUGUGGAUCUUAACUGUUUCGAGCAACCUAGUUGUAGAUUCACACAGUGAUGUUGCCUCUUAGAGGGCAGUACCUUAGCGUCUAUAAUCUAAAACUCUACCACGUGCUCUAAUGGACAUCUUCUAUAAAGGAUAUUAACUUGACAUAAAACAGAUUUUUAAAAUUUCAAAAUUACAUUCCAAAAUAAUUCACAAUCAUUAUUAUGAUAUAUAACUCUUCUAUUUUCUAACUGAAUUUCAUCAUUACCAUAGACUUUUUUGAAAUUAAUUUGCGGAUCAUACGCAGAAACCGAUGUUAAUCGACACAGCUCGUCGAACCAGUUCACGAAACACAAAAAUCACAACGUGAGUCCGAAAAAUCUCCCUAACUGUUAGUUUAUAAAUAAAUGCAAAUAAAGAAGUAUUAAUCAAAACAAGCACCUUAUUCAUUUCCACUAUUGUUGUUAGCUAAAAAUUGAAUAUAUACUGACUCCUUUUAAAAAAAUAUUGAUUUAGUUAAUUUAUCUAAACAUAAAUGCUCUCAUUAUUUUUAAAAAAUGAGAUAAUUUCGAUUCAUUUGCAUAUUUCUUUACGUUAAAGGGGUUGUAACAUCAGCUAGGGUUCCUAUAAAGUGAAGAAGUCUCUGAAAGUAUAACUGAAUCAUUGGAAGUGUUGGUGGUAUAAUAUCUACACUACCACAGUUGUGAAUACACACUUCGUCUUUGAAAUUAGGGUCAUGCUAUUUCUGAGUGUCGCAUAUACUUUUUGUUGCGACUAUAGUUGGAAUGAAAUAUUAUCUUGAGGAAGCAAGUCAAUUACGCAGGUCGUGAGUAGUAUUCUCGCCCAUACAACAAAACCGUGAGAAUCCGAAUUUAUCCAGGUUCUUUGUAUAUGCUCCAACAAACAUAGAAUCUCUUUUUGUAAAUAUCAUUAGAAACAUAUCUUAACGGUUUAUUGUAUAUAACAUUCAAUUGUUUUGAAUUUUAUUCUCUUUGUUUUCAUAUUUUAAACCGUUGCUUAUAAUUUUGGUGUUUUUUGCCAUUUUUUGCACAAGAAAAUUACACUUGUAAUUUUUUGAAAUCACAACAUUCAAAUUCAUUAUAAAAAAGUAUAUUUUAAAUUUUGCAAUGGGAGGAUUGGAUUACAUUAAAUUAUCAUCAACUAUUUUAGUUAUAAUCAGAAAAUUAUAUGAAACUGAAAGACUAAUCCUUCAAAUACUGUUGGUGUUGUUAUCGAUUGGAGUGGUGAUAGAGGGUCACAUUAUACUAUUCAAUUAGUUUCAUACAAAUAUAUGGCAGCUCAAACUGAAAAAAUUUAUAGUAAUUGUAUUUUUGUAAAUAGUUUAGUAAUUACAGUCCUAUUAUGCCAAAUUUUUUAUAUAAUAUAUAUUAAUGAUGUACCAAGUUUCCUUGUUUUAUGGUUUGGAUGUUUUAUUUUUUUUUAAAAAAGUUUUUAAAUGUGAACAAAUAUUUAUAAAACUAUACUGUGUGUUUGUGUGAUUUUAUAUUAUAAAUAAAUGUAACAUUAUUAUUAAA